Messenger RNA from Microplitis demolitor, 1029 nucleotides. RefSeq names its product homeobox protein goosecoid (gene Gsc). Lineage: Eukaryota; Metazoa; Arthropoda; Insecta; Hymenoptera; Braconidae. The record is from RefSeq and is a predicted model, not a curated record. Gene Ontology annotation, biological process: regulation of transcription by RNA polymerase II. Bases 1 to 1029 code for a protein of 342 amino acids. The transcript is spliced from 3 exons. Gene Ontology annotation, molecular function: DNA-binding transcription factor activity, RNA polymerase II-specific; RNA polymerase II transcription regulatory region sequence-specific DNA binding.
AUGGUGGAAAGUUUAUAUGCCGGUGAUUCACCAAGAUCUAGAUCUCCAAUGACUGAACCCUCGUCGCCGCUACAAGACGCACCGGGAAUUUCCGGCAAUAAUAUUAUUAACAAUAAUCAUCAGCGUUUUCUUUAUAAUUACUCGCCUGAUAGUGUCCAGCAGAAGCUGAAAACACUCGAACAAAUAACGCAAAAAGAUCAUCAUCAUCAUCAUCACCGUGAUCGUGAUCGUGACCGCGAACGUGAACGCGAACGUCAUGGAUUUUUACGAAGAAGUCCAAUGAGUGCGGAAGAGUCUUCGAGGUAUCGUCAGCGAGAGAUGUCAUCGCGUCCCAGCUCAUCGGCCGCACUGUCAUCUCCUACUUCGCUGUUCACAAUCGACAGUAUUUUAGCACCUAGACCGACUGGUGGCAAUUCUACCAGCACCAGCGGCGGUAUUUCUGCUGGUCAAACAAAUUCAGAGACCGUCGGCUCACCACCGCGGACUAUUCAUCCGCUUCAGCAGCAGCUUCAUCAUCUAGCUUUUACACCAGCUGAUUUUUUAGCUGCUGCGUACCCAGGACUCUAUCCAGGCGGUUAUGUAGCCGCGAUGGCAGCCGCCGGAGUGUCAUUGCACAGCCAACCGGCUUUUUAUCACACGACACAUCCCUAUCAGAUGAACCCCAAUGGCCCCGGAGUGGGCCCGAUGACCAAACGUAAGCGCAGACAUCGGACCAUCUUCACGGAGGAGCAGCUAGAGCAGCUAGAGGCCACCUUCGACAAGACCCACUACCCCGAUGUCCUUCUUCGCGAGCAACUGGCCCUGCAGGUCGACCUCAAGGAAGAAAGAAUCGAGGUUUGGUUCAAAAAUCGUCGAGCCAAGUGGCGGAAACAGAAGCGCGAAGAACAGGAGCGACUGAGAAAACUUCAACUUGAGCAACGACAGCGCAGCGACGACAGUGUGGCCAAUGCGAUCAGAGUCCCUGGACACUUGAGUCUCAAUGGUCAGCAUGAUCAGGACACUGACAGUUCAGACCUUGAGGUAGCGUAG